Messenger RNA from Histoplasma capsulatum G186AR, 2527 nucleotides. RefSeq lists its product as uncharacterized. Gene Ontology annotation, biological process: transmembrane transport. The coding region runs from base 327 to 2045 and encodes 572 amino acids. The transcript has 2 exons. The record is from RefSeq and is a predicted model, not a curated record. Gene Ontology annotation, molecular function: transmembrane transporter activity. NCBI's taxonomy places the organism in Eukaryota, Fungi, Ascomycota, Eurotiomycetes, Onygenales, Ajellomycetaceae.
CCAACACAUGCUCGUUUCUUCCUUUCCCUGCGCUGGUGAAGCCGUAACCGGUCUGCCGUCUUGCGCUAGGUCAUGACCCUGUAGAUCAGGCCCAAGUCGGAAUGCCUCCAGAUCAAGACUUACAACGAUCAGCACCAACCCCACGCAAUACCGAAUAGCUGAUCAGGGCGCCGAAAAACAUUGCAACGUUGGUUCCGAGACGGUUGGCCCUUGCCGGAAGGCCAAAGGGACAAGAAGGCCAUUAAGUGGAGACCGAGGGAAAAGAAGUAGCCCUAUACCGCCUUGCCAUUUCUUUGUCAUCUCGACGACGCUGACCUCAAGACACCAUGCCCUCGACUCCGAAUCCAACGCGCCGCCGACGCAUGUCAGCACAAACAUACCACACCUUCUCGACUCCUCCGCCCAAAUCCCGAGGGCGGCCCUUAUCAAGCGAGUCAACUUUAUCGAGUUCCAAUGGCGAAGCAGAAUCUUCCGUCACUGAAUCUCCUCUUCCUACCGAACAAAUGGCUAUCCUCGCGGUCAUUGCACUCUGCGAACAGACCGCUUUCAACUCCAUAAGCCCCUAUAUCCCACACAUGACAGCUUCGUUUCCGAAUGUGAGCCAUGGCCAGGUAGGGAUGUAUGUGGGUGUAAUCGCAUCUGCAUUUGCGCUGGCGCAGUUUGCAACGAACUUCUUCUGGGGCUGGGUAUCGGAUCGCAUUGGUAGAAAACCGGUGAUUCUCUUGGGGACGAUUCUUAGCGCCGGCUGCUUUCUAGCCUUUGGGUUUUGCAAGACGCUUUGGCAGGCCAUCGUUGUUCAGGCGCUGUUGGGAAUAGUCAAUGGAAACCAGGGUGUCGUCUCUACUUGUUUGGGCGAGAUUACUGAUCGCUCUAACCAAUCUCGCGCUUUUACAUACUUACCAGUGAUUUAUGGGAUUGGAGGGGUUACUGGUCCAAUAAUUGGUGGCCUCCUUGUUUCGAAGUCUAGCCAAAUGAACGAAAACUAUCCUUAUUUGACCCCCAACAUCGUCUCAGCUGUCAUCCUAACGCUAGACUUCACCUUAGCAUCUCUAUUCUUGCAGGAAAGUCUUGAAAACUCGACCACGCUUCCUAAACUAGAGAAGAAAAUGCGCGAGUUGUUCACAUGGCUUUGGCAAUUUACCAGCUCUUCAAGACCGACAUACCUACAAACACCCCGUCCCAAUCACCAACACCACAGCCCGAGCGCAGAACAACAGAGCUAUUCCUCGGUGUCAGGCGAGGAAACCGAUGCCGAUAUCGAUUCCUCUUCCGCGACACCAAACACUGGGCUAUUCCAUCUACCAAAUAACUCCAGCGGGCUCGAACGGGAUGAAAUCUUCAAUAGAGACACGGUCCUCUUACUCAUUACCUAUUUGAUAUUCGCAUUAACUAAUGUCGCGUUCAACUCUCUUUAUCCCAUCUUCGGUCAAGCAGCACUGCCGACGGGUCGCGAACUCAGCCCUGGCGAAAUCGGACUCUCACUCGCCUUUGCAAGCAUUGUGUCGAUUGCGUUCCAGAUUUGUAUAUUUGGGAGACUUCGAGACAAGAUGGGCAACAAAUGGUCAUAUCGAGCCAGCCUGCUCGGAUUCGUUAUUUCAUUUAUCUUGAUGCCAUUUGUCGGGUACAAGGACGAUACUGCGACAGGGGGGGGAAUCUCCAAGAGCACAAUCCUUCUCGCGAUUGAAUUAUGUGUGGUUCUGCUGGUGAAAACAGUAGCCGCCGUUGGUGGCCUGACCAGCGCUCUUCUCUUGAUCACCAACUCUGUCACGAACACUCAUGCCUUAGGCUCUCUAAAUGGGCUUGCCCAGACUCUAUCUGCCUUAGGACGGGCCGUAGGCCCAUUUCUAUCAGGUAGUCUCUUCACCCUCGCAACACGAAUCGAACCCAAAGGCGAGGCAAUGGCCUUUGGUGUUUUCGGUGGUGUUGCGUUCCUCGGUUUCCUGCUAAGUUUCGGGAUCAAAGCCAAUAAACUCGAGGCUGCUGGGUUCGUCGAUCAUGACAGCGCCGAUCACUAUAAAUCCGAUGAUGAAGAGACUUUGUUAUGAGGCUUGGUGGUUUUUACCCAUGUCAUUAUCAUCUUUCCAUUUUUAGUUUAUAUUUUAUUUUGGCUUGCUUACAAAAGUUAAAAAGAACUCCAGCGGAUUUUUGACGCGCGGAGAGUCGUUUGGGUAUUCUGCCUCGCCACCAGCCCCCUCCUCUCCUGUCGUAUAUUUAUACAUCCCCAUCCCUCUAUAUAACAGAACAUCGGUGGCUUGUUUUCCCAUAUCGCUUCCACUUCCAUUGUUGCUCUCUCCUUGCCACGCCUUUUAAUGAUAUUACGCGGUCGCUCAUGAUUUUUAUACUAAUUUGACAGGUGUUCCGGAUUUUAAUUUUUUCCUUCGCUGGCUUACCUCGGAUCGUUAUAAAAAUAGAGCAUAGAGAGGCGAAUGAUCAAAACGAUCCAAAAACAAGGCCCUCCUACGUUUUUUUUGUACAUAUUCUUAACCCAGAGGGCCGCUGUCAAUUUUAAUUUCCAUUCUCUUUCCUG